Fusarium subglutinans is the source of this 378-nucleotide messenger RNA. RefSeq lists its product as uncharacterized. Lineage: Eukaryota; Fungi; Ascomycota; Sordariomycetes; Hypocreales; Nectriaceae. Bases 1 to 378 code for a protein of 125 amino acids. The transcript is spliced from 2 exons. The record is from RefSeq and is a predicted model, not a curated record.
AUGUCCAAAAAGAUCUUUUUGAGCUUCCUCGACGAGAUUCCGGAUGACAAGCUGGAAGGAUUCCCUCCGCGAAACGGGCAGAUCACCCUCUACACGCAGAAGGAACAAAACGGCCAGAAUUACCGUCUCGAUAAGCAAGGGUUGACAUCCGACAAGCGCCACAACCUCCAGAUCCAGGCAAACAAGCAAGCCAAGUCUACUUCGGUUCGGAAGCAGGCACCUAGCACUGUUGCCACUGUUCUCGUUCUGGAGUGGUCUGACCCGGCGGUGACGCCUGGCCAGGUUCGCGAUGCGUUCAAAAAGUCAUACAACAAUGGUGGAAGCGUGGAGAAGCUGGGCACGCAGCCAAAGCCGGAGACGAAAAAAAAAACCAAGUAG